CUCUUUUCCUUCGGCGCGGUGAGUAGUCGCGGGAUCAGGCCGUGGCGGUGUCCUUGCCGUUUCUGUCUCCUCCCUUGAGGCCUGUGUUCGUCUUUUCUUCCGACUUUGUCUGUUUCGUUGCAGCCACUGAAGAUCUUGGUGUCGCCAUGGGCCGCCGCCCCGCCCGGUGUUACCGGUAUUGCAAGAACAAGCCGUACCCAAAGUCUCGGUUCUGCCGAGGUGUCCCUGAUGCUAAGAUCCGCAUCUUUGACCUGGGGCGGAAGAAGGCAAAAGUGGAUGAGUUUCCGCUCUGUGGCCACAUGGUGUCAGAUGAGUACGAGCAACUCUCCUCUGAAGCUCUGGAGGCUGCUCGUAUUUGUGCCAACAAGUACAUGGUGAAAAGUUGUGGCAAAGAUGGUUUUCACAUCCGAGUGCGGCUACACCCCUUCCACGUCAUCCGCAUCAAUAAGAUGCUGUCCUGUGCCGGAGCUGACAGGCUCCAGACAGGCAUGCGUGGUGCCUUUGGAAAGCCCCAGGGCACGGUGGCCCGCGUCCACAUUGGCCAAGUCAUCAUGUCCAUCCGCACCAAGCUGCAGAACAAGGAGCACGUGAUUGAGGCCCUGCGCAGGGCCAAGUUCAAGUUCCCUGGCCGCCAGAAGAUCCACAUCUCUAAGAAGUGGGGAUUCACUAAGUUCAACGCAGAUGAAUUUGAAAACAUGGUGGCAGAAAAGCGGCUUAUCCCCGAUGGCUGCGGGGUCAAAUACAUCCCUAACCGCGGCCCCCUGGACAAAUGGCGGGCCCUGCACUCAUGAGAGCCUUGGCGGCGGCGUCCCUUCCUUAACGCUGAACAAUAAAUCCUACUUUCCUGUC
This is a messenger RNA of Sus scrofa (pig), 849 nucleotides long. RefSeq names its product ribosomal protein L10 (gene RPL10). NCBI's taxonomy places the organism in Eukaryota, Metazoa, Chordata, Mammalia, Artiodactyla, Suidae. Gene Ontology annotation, cellular component: ribosome. Gene Ontology annotation, biological process: translation. Gene Ontology annotation, molecular function: structural constituent of ribosome. The record is from RefSeq and is marked provisional.